This is a messenger RNA of Gryllus bimaculatus (two-spotted cricket), 836 nucleotides long. The record is from the annotation of a GenBank genome assembly. NCBI's taxonomy places the organism in Eukaryota, Metazoa, Arthropoda, Insecta, Orthoptera, Gryllidae.
AUUCGAUGUGGGUUAGCAGGCCUGACAAAACAAGGUCACUCCUUCACGUAAGGAAAUUGAACGACAGGAUAGUAGGAUAGUCCAUGAAGUCGGAACAUUGCGAUGAUAGUUCCGUUAGUUCGUCAUGUGUCGCGUUGUAGCGUGAAUGCUGUUUCGUACUUCGUUAAAUAGUGUUAAGUAGACUACUUUGUUCAACUACUGAUCCGGUGAAUUCGAAAUUGUAACGCGAAAGCGGCGAAUAAAUCUCGAGUUCAGAAAUUAGAGGAAGUCCAUACAAUCCAAAAAUUUCCGAUAUCUGGUCCCUUGGCAUAGUACUAUACAUCAUGUUGAACAAAGCUAUGCCAUUCGAUGACACAAAUAUUAAGCGCCUGCAUGAACAACAAAUGAACAGGCGAUGGAAGUUUCGUUCCAAAGUCAUUGACACUCUGAGUGAACAGGUAAAAAAGCUGGUAACUAAUUUAUUGGAACCUGAUGUAACAAAACGUUGGAGAAUGGAUCAAGUUUUGAACUCUGAAUGGGUGGCAAUGGAUCCAAGAUUACUCGCUCUAACAGCUGCUGAACAAGCUGCCGUUAAAGCGGCAGCAGACGAGAAAUCGCGGCGAAAAGGUGGCUCAGGCGAGAAAAAAACUUCAGGAAGUAAACGUAACUCUUCUCAGGAUGAAGCUACUUCGGAGGCGGUCACUGUCAUUAAAGAUAAUCGUGGCAAUCUUGGACCCGUGAAGUCCGAGAAAAUCGACGAUCCUAGAUUUAAAUCUCCCGAUGAAGAAGAUUAGGAACUUGUAAAAUGCACACUCCUUUUGUAUGCAAAUGUGGUACCAAAGCGAAAUAAACAUUUU